Molecule: messenger RNA, 2295 nt
Organism: Leptidea sinapis
Lineage: Eukaryota; Metazoa; Arthropoda; Insecta; Lepidoptera; Pieridae
Product: peptide transporter family 1-like
Exons: 13
Coding region: 188-2263 (691 amino acids)
Biological process (GO): transmembrane transport; oligopeptide transport
Cellular component (GO): membrane
Molecular function (GO): dipeptide transmembrane transporter activity
Source: RefSeq, a predicted model, not a curated record
ACAAGUCGUCACUAUCUAUUCACUUAUUUUAAUAUUCACUCUGCAGUUUGUGAGUAGUGUUCAUUCAGUCGCGCGCCAGAUGUAACGUAUUCGCGUUACCUAUUACACUGUUGUCGUGCUAGUUUAUUGUGUAAAGCGAUUGGUUAGAUGUUGUAUUCCUGCAUAAUAAUAGUAUUAACUGCACAAUAUGGACUCAGAAGCAACAGCUGUUAAGAAAUUACCAUAUCCAAAGGCAGUGGGAUUUAUAAUCACCAAUGAGUUCUGCGAAAGAUUCUCAUAUUAUGGCAUGCGAGCGAUACUGGCGCUAUAUAUCCGAGACAAGUUGGGAUAUACAGAACAUGGAGCGACAAUUGUUUACCACACAUUUACAAUGUUUGCGUAUUUUUUCCCGCUUAUUGGAGCCAUGAUUGCCGAUGGAUGGUUGGGAAAAUUCAGAACAAUAUUUUAUUUAUCGUUAGUUUACGCUACUGGAAGUAUUCUCAUAUCACUGACAGCCAUGCCACCCAUUAAUAUACCAAAACUGGAAUUUACAAUUAUAUCCCUACUGUUGAUAGCAUUUGGCACGGGUGGUAUUAAACCUUGCGUAUCAGCAUUUGGAGGUGACCAGUUCAAAUUACCAGAACAAGAGAAAUAUCUUGGAUACUACUUCUCUUUGUUCUACUUUGCCAUAAAUGCGGGUAGUUUGAUAUCAACAUUCAUAACUCCGAUCUUCAGGGCUGACGUCCACUGUUUCGGCGAAAACGACUGUUAUUCUCUUGCCUUUGGUGUUCCCGGCAUCCUCAUGGUUUUGUCAAUAUUAUUCUUUGUUGCCGGAAAAAGGAUGUACAUCGUAAAGCAACCAUCAGGAAAUAUUCUGGGGAAAGUCUCGUCUUGUAUUGGGCACGCCAUGGUAAAGUCAUGUAAAAGUAAAGAGAAGAGAAAACAUUGGUUAGACCACGCUGAUGAUAAAUAUGACGUCAGUCUUAUUGAGGAUAUCAAGUCAUUGCUCCGAGUAUUAGUGCUGUUCAUACCUUUACCUGUCUUCUGGGCAUUGUUUGAUCAACAGGGUUCAAGGUGGACUUUCCAAGCUGAUAGAAUGGAGCAGAGUAUUGGUGGUUGGACGUUAAAGGCUGAUCAAAUGCAAGUCCUCAAUCCAUUGUUAAUCUUAGUCUUCAUUCCGAUAUUCGAAAUUGCAAUUUAUCCUUUCUUGCACUGGUGUAAGUUAGUGAGAAAACCUUUGCAUAAAAUGAUCUGGGGGGGUUUGUUGACCGCUCUUUCAUUUGUCAUAUCAGGCAUCGUUGAAGUCAAUCUCUUGCCUACAUACGGUACGCCAGUUUCAGAAGGCUUGGGUCAGUUGAGAGUUUACAAUGGAUUCAAUUGUGAUUUUAACCUAAGCAUUCCGACUGGUCUCAAUGAUACAGAAACAUUUAUAGUAGGACCAUUGAGUGUUUAUGAGAAAUUAGAUAUAGAAACUAAAAACUUUAUAGACCUACCAUACUCCCUUAGCGGGCAGGAACACACAGAAUGUGCAAAUCAAAUGUUUGAUGGAAAUUUUCUUGUAAAUGAGAAAACCGCUAAUUCCUUCUUUAUAACAAACGGAAGCAUUUUAAAUUUCACAGACAAUAAUGACAAGGCUAUAGAUGGCGUUAGUGUAAGGUUUUUGACGAAUGUGAGAAACAUAGUACAAGUACAGAUUUACGAUGCUAAAAAGAACAAAACAAGAUUAACACUUCCAAGUAACGAUAAUACGCAAAAAUCUAUAAUCAAAGGCGUAUUUAACGUGAUGAUUGAUGACAAAGUGGUUAUACCUGAAUUUAAAUUUGAAACUGGUGCAGUUUAUACGAUUAAUGUACACGAGGAUGCAGUAGGCAAUUAUGUUGCAAACGUGGUUAUGAUCACUCCGCCAAAUAGCAUACAUAUUUUAUGGCUCGUUCCUCAGUACGUAAUAAUGACUAUGGGUGAAGUGAUGUUCUCAGUUACUGGCCUAGAAUUUUCAUUCACUCAAGCACCUGCCUCCAUGAAAUCUGUUCUCCAAUCAUUUUGGCUGCUGACGGUCGCUUUUGGUAACCUCAUAGUAGUUUUCGUAGUUGAAGGCAAUUUCUUAGAUGCUCAGUGGAAGGAAUUUUUCUUGUUUGCUGGUCUGAUGUUGGUUGAUAUGUUAAUAUUCACUUUGAUGGCGUUUAGAUACAAAUACGUGAAUAGAUCAUCAAGCACAGAAGAAUUGGCCAUCGAAGAAAUCAGACUGCCUGAAAAAGGGAAAAUCGAGCCUACGAAAGAUAAUUAGCAUAUUGUAUUUAAUAAAGUUGUUAAUGAAAA